AUGCGCGCGCGUUUUUGCACGGUGAAUAUUUUGAUUGCUUAUCGUACACACCCGCCAAACAGCGUACGACAACUACCUAGGGGAUAUCGAUACACAAGACGAGCAUUCGACGAAGGAACUGAAGAUGAAUGGGAUUGUGCCUAUCGGGUAGCCACUAGGCCUCCUCGCAGCUGCCAGUGGGGAGUGGUAAGUUUGCGCAGUCCAGACGCGGUGAGGAUAUCGAUGAGGUGGGAAAAGCAUCAAGAUCUGCUGUGCUGGAGCCAGAGCGCUGCGAGAGGAUAUCCUUCACCAGGCCGAUACAGCCUGUCUGAGAGGGACAGUUUGAUGGUGCAGCUUGCCCAAGCCAGUGCAACCGGAGGUGCCAAUGGCAACUUGAAUGGCGGCAAUCCUGCUCGAGCUCCUGCUCUUCGCACUGCUGCUCUUGUUGGUCGUCGUGUUAACGCCGAUACUGGCCGUCGCGAGGCAACCGGAAAUGCCGAACGCUCCACGUGUUGCCAACAAGGAGAGCAGGGGGGGAGGUUCACGGAAACAGGGUGUGGUUUCUUUUCUUCGAAUGUUUCAUCCCCAUAUUUGUCAGACCUGGCCACUCUUUCGGGGAUUUGUGAUUUCGUUUUCGAAUUUUUUGAGGCCAUCAAAAAUUCCUCUGCAGUGAUAGAUGAGUUUUUCAAGCAUGGAUCGGCCGCUGUUUGGCAGCUCACAACCUUGUCUUUCAUCUCUACGCAAUACAUCCAACAUGGCCGCCUCCUCUGGAUCGAUUACAAGCAGGGAAACCAGACACGAACAACAUGUUAUGUCAUUCGCAUAUGGCAUUUGUUGUUCGAUCAAGCUUCCUGA
Messenger RNA from Aspergillus brunneoviolaceus CBS 621.78, 834 nucleotides. RefSeq lists its product as uncharacterized. Bases 1 to 834 code for a protein of 277 amino acids. The transcript has a single exon. Lineage: Eukaryota; Fungi; Ascomycota; Eurotiomycetes; Eurotiales; Aspergillaceae. The record is from RefSeq and is a predicted model, not a curated record.